UCUCUCCAAAUCCUCACACUACUCCUGUGUCCCUGUUAGGUGGUAAGAGUACUGUACUCCAUCCCACAGUUGUGCCACCAACAGGCAGUUUCCAAGGACGUGGAUUUUUCUUGUAGCUCCAAGGUUCAGAACAAUACCUCGCUUUGAGAAAAAGACUACAUCCCCUUUACAGGGCCAAGACAUCCAGCUGAGGGGAAAGUGUACAAGGAGAGCAAAGCAAUCGCUGAAGUGCACCUUCUCCAUGCCCUUGGAAAAGAUGAAAGAACUGAAGCUGGACUGGGAUGUGAAACGAUUUGAAGUUGGUGAGGUGGAUGGGAUUCCUAUGACAAAGGAGAUCUGUGACACGUGGCAUAAAAUCUGGGCUUUCCAAGCCAAGCCUGAUGACCUCCUCAUAGCAACCUAUGCAAAGGCAGGUACAACAUGGACACAGGAGAUUGUAGACAUGAUCCAAUGUGAUGGCGACAUUGAGAAAUGCAAGCGUGCUUCCACUUACGAUCGGCAACCUUUUAUUGAAUGGGUGCUGCACAAGACUUUGCCCACUGGCUUGGAUAAAGCUGAAGCCAUGCCCUCACCAAGAACACUGAAAACUCAUCUUCCUGUACAACUGGUGCCUCCGUCAUUUUGGGAACAAAACUGUAAGGUCAUCUACGUGGCAAGAAAUGCCAAAGACAAUCUAGUUUCUUAUUAUCACUUCCACAGAAUGAAUCAAAUGAUGCCUGAGCCAGGAACAUGGGAGGAAUUUUUUCAGAAAUACAUAGAUGGAAAAGUGCUCUGGGGUUCCUGGUAUGAUCAUGUAAAAGGCUGGUGGGAGGCGAAAAAUAAGAACCGGAUUCUUUACCUCUUCUAUGAAGAUAUAAAAGAAAAUCCAAGGUGUGAAAUUCAGAAGAUCCUGCACUUCCUGGAGAAGGACUUGGAAAAGGAGGUUCUAGAUAAGAUAAUCCAUUAUACACAAUUUGAAGUCAUGAAAGAUAAUCCCAUGGCAAACUACACCUUUUUGCCUCAAGAGAUACUGGACCAUUCAAUCUCCCCAUUCAUGAGAAAAGGAACUGUUGGGGACUGGAAGAACCAUUUUACUGUGGCACAAAAUGAGAAAUUUGAUGCAGAGUAUAAGAAGAACAUGGCAGGAACUUCUCUGACUUUCCGCAUGGAACUUUAAGCAGGAACAGUGUAAACUCUAUUAUCCUAUUAGUAUGUUACAUUAUUUAAAAGCACAACCUUAUAGAAUACACAUUUGCCUGAGAGCAAGCCCGAUUAAACUCAGUAUGGCUUAGUUCUGAGAAGACAUGCAUAGGAUUGCACUGCAAAAGUCUUAACCCAUCACACUUUCUUGUACAAAUCCUUUUAUACUUGCUGGUCUUCAUUAUCUUCUUCAGUAUAAAGUAUACUGUAGCAAUCAUUUCAACCUAAAAUGUGAAUUGAAGAUGGAGCUAUGUUGAUUGACAAAAGGGGCUUCUGCUUGCCUAGUGGCAGUUUCCCCACCCCCCACUCUCUGUCUCUAACACUGAAUUUGGGAAGUAAAUUUUGUGUGUGUGUGUGUGUGUGUGUGUGUGUGUGUGUGUGUGAAGCAGAAGUUUGGAAAGGUUUGUCCUUGGAGUGAAAAGAGGAUCCUUUCAUCCCUUCAUUCUUUUUCAUAUUCAAAGUGAUUUCUUGUGCCAAUUCCUAGGCUUCCCAACUGGGUUAUUUUAGGAGAGAGCAGGUGGGGGACUGUCCUGGAAGCAGAAUGAAAAAGAAUGCUGGAAUGGGAUCGAGAGUUUCCCAAUCCAGCAUCUUCUUCUCUUCUGCCUCUGAGGCAGCCCCACCUCUCCCAUUUCUCCUUGAAAUGAUCCAUCCAUCCAUUCUCCACUCCACUCCACUUCAAAUGAAAUAAAUAUAUCCUCAUGUCCAGUACAGUAUUCACUCCUGUCUCCCUUGGUCAGUUUUUGUCCUCUCCUCCUCAGACUUGCUCAGGAAGAACAAAAGGCCAUACAGGAGUUGCUCUUUGUGGCAGAGGUGGCAGAACAUGCUCUGUCUGCUCAUCUCGUGCCACAUGCACAUGCACACUCAACCCACUCUCCUCUUGAGCCCAAUCCAGUUGUUUCCCUUUCUCUGCACUCCCAACACUGAACCUUGGAGGUGGAGGUUAAAUAGAAGAGGUGGGGAGGUAGGGGAAAACACCUACCACGUCCACCAGUGUCUACACAAACAGUUGCCAAGACAGGUGUGGGAGAGGGGAGCUUGACAGGCACAUUUGCAGGACAUUGUGGGAACCAGGACCUUUGCAGGCACCAUGUCGGCAAAGCUCGGGUAGGCAGUGCUGAGCUAGAGUAGCCUACCCCAAAGGUGUGAUGAGGUGUGAGGCAGCAUCCUGCAUUCCUGCCACAAGGCACCAGGUUCUAUCAUCUUCAAAAAUCAAUACAUGGAAGAGAAAAUAUGCUUAGGAUGUGAGCAAGCAUUAAUAUUAUACUGUGGGACAAAGCUCCUUGUGACACUUAGAGAUGCGCUUUGACCCUUCUGUGGUCCCAUUAUAAGCUUUUGAAUCUACUGUGCUAUUCACUUUACGUGGGCUCUAUUUUUGUUGUUAAGGCGAUCAUUGUUCCACCUUGUAAUCCACUGUGUGAUGCAACAGCUCAUUGUUUUAUUUUUCACCCGCUUUUACCCAAAGAGCAAGCACGGCCACUGCAAAAGUCUCUCUAACUACAUGUGAACGAACUGCGGGAAAGGCUCCAGGAGGCGAAAUAUGCAUUUCCCCCCCCAUUUAUUUAUUUGUUUUGUUUUGCAGCACAGGAAAAUCUUUAU
Molecule: messenger RNA, 2775 nt
Organism: Zootoca vivipara (common lizard)
Lineage: Eukaryota; Metazoa; Chordata; Lepidosauria; Squamata; Lacertidae
Gene: SULT1C4
Product: sulfotransferase family 1C member 4
Molecular function (GO): sulfotransferase activity
Source: RefSeq, a predicted model, not a curated record